AUGCAUCCUGAUCAACACAGUCGAUUUGAAGUCGGAAGUGCCUCUUUCUGGACGAAUGAGUACAUGGAGGUGAAUCCACCCGAGCUUGUUUCGUUUUGGAGCGUGUGUGCAAAAGAUUCUACCCAGAUUGAUCAGGAUACCGUGCUUAACCUACCAGAAGGAGCGUAUCUUCUCGGGGAUCCGACACUUGGCUCCAAGGUCUUUCUUCGUCGUUGUUACUCGAAACUGUUGGAUAUCGGAAUGAAGACACUCGACAAAGACGUGAAGAGCUACCCGCAGCUUUUGAUUCUCGGGAAUUCUGGUGUGGGCAAAACGUUUUUUGGCUUUGUCCUAUUGAGGUUUCUUGCUCGAUCUGGAGCGACUUUCGUCUACGAAAGUGCAAGUAUGGGCGACCGGAUUCUGUUCGCUCCUGGCCUGGUGGUUCGAGGAUCUGAUCAAGAUUUCGCUAAUAUUCUCCGAACACCGACGACUUACUACAUUUCCGAUGGUGGGAAGCCAAGCCACAACCCGUGUAUGACGGUUUGGUUGACGACGCCGCAGUAUUCAGUCAGCUGCUUGUUUGGGAGAGUCAACGCUCUCUACAUGCCAACUUGGUCGAAGGAGGAGAUUCUCAAGUGCCAUGAAUCGCUGUAUUCCAGCAAUAUUCCUAUCAAGAAAGUCGAGGAGUGCUAUCAACGAUGGGGUGGCAUCCCGCGCUAUGUUCUGCACUUAGCUCAGUCGGAUUCACACCAGCGGCUGCUCCAGGAAGCGAUUGGGAGUAUCAGCCUUAACUCUCUAAUUGGCGCGUGUGUAAAGUUUAUGCAGGAUGACUACUACGAGUUGCACGGGCUGCUGUACUAUCGUGUCAACGAAUGUUAUGGCAAGGAGAGCUUCGUGUUUGCAUCUCGUUACGUACAGCAAGAGGUCUACAAGCACCUUUACCGGCAUGACAAGGAUGAUCUGUUGUGGUUUCUUGGGAAGUCGCACGUCGGCGCUCUUGCUACGUUGCAUUCUCUUCUUGUGAGCAAAGUGACUUCUGGGGGAUAA
Phytophthora sojae is the source of this 1026-nucleotide messenger RNA. RefSeq lists its product as hypothetical. The record is from RefSeq and is a predicted model, not a curated record. Lineage: Eukaryota; Oomycota; Peronosporomycetes; Peronosporales; Peronosporaceae. Bases 1 to 1026 code for a protein of 341 amino acids. The transcript has a single exon.